AUGACAGAUAUUGGCAUUAUGGCUUAUUAUCUUGGCAUUGAAGUCAAGCAAAUGAAGGAUGGAAUUUUCAUUCACCAAGAAGGCUAUGCUAAGGAAAUUCUCAAGAAAUUCAAGAUGGAAGAUUGUAAAUUGGUGAACAUGCCCAUGGAAGUUGGAAUUAAAUUGUUAAGAGAUGAAGAUGGAAAGACGGUGGAUCCAACAUUUUUCAAAAGUCUUGUUAGAAGCUUGAGAUACUUAACAUGCACAAGGCCAGAGAUAUUAUUUGCGGUUGGGCUUGUUAGUCGGUUUAUGGAAAGACCCACCAUAACUCAUUUCAAGGCGGCUAAGAGGAUUCUUCGUUACAUCAAAGGUACCAUUGAUUUUGGGUUAUUCUAUUCAUUUACUAAUGAUUUCAAGCUUGUGGGUUAUUCUGAUAGUGAUUGGGCCAGAGAUUUGGAUGAUAGAAAAAGUACUUCUGGCUAUUGUUUUUUCAUGGGAAAUGUUGCUUUUACAUGGUGCUCAAAGAAGCAACCCAUUGUCACCCUCUCAACUUGUGAAGCAGAAUAUGUUGCAGCCACUUCAUGUGUUUGUCAAGCAAUUUGGUUGAGGAAUUUGUUGAAGGAAUUACAUAUGCUACAAGAAGAGUCAACGGAGGUUUUUGUGGACAACAAAUCAGCAAUUCUUUGGCCAAGAAUCCGGUGUUUCAUGAACGAAACAAACAUAUUGAUACAAGAUUUCAUUUCAUUAGAGAAUGCAUAA
Cornus florida is the source of this 738-nucleotide messenger RNA. RefSeq names its product secreted RxLR effector protein 161-like. NCBI's taxonomy places the organism in Eukaryota, Viridiplantae, Streptophyta, Magnoliopsida, Cornales, Cornaceae. The record is from RefSeq and is a predicted model, not a curated record. The coding region runs from base 1 to 738 and encodes 245 amino acids. The transcript has a single exon.